AUACUUUUGUAGGGUUGAUCAACCUCUUCUUCCCACUUCUAAGCUUCUUUCAAUAUUCCUGCAAAGAUCUCAUGCUAGCUGGGUAGGGAUUAGCAACUCAUGAUCAGUAAUCAUCAUUAUGGAGAUCAUGAUUCUGUAGUAUCAUACGUAUUCUCUCCUUUUCAUUGUGGAAAGCAUAUAGUUAGGUGGUGAGAAUCUGUGAGAUAGAGAUCAAAUAGAUUCACCAAAUGUCCGGCUUAGAACCAGGUCCUGAUCGCUAUGCCCGGCAGCUCCCGGUGCCGGAGCUCCAGCUGCAAAGAUCAGCACAGCCCCAACUCGCAGAUUCAGAAAAGUCUUCAGAGAGAGAGUUAAGAACACCUGCUGCCCCCACUACAACUUCAGGAGCAACCUCGUCCACUACUCGCAGGCCUCGUGGACGUCCUCCAGGUUCGAAGAACAAGCCCAAGCCACCGAUAAUCAUAACCAGGGAUAGCCCAAAUGACCUAAGAUCCCGUGUACUAGAAGUCUCUGCCGGUUCAGACAUAGUUGAGUCGGUGUCAAGCUACGCCCGGCGCCGCGGCUGCGGAGUUUGCGUUCUUAGUGCCAACGGGGCCGUAACCAAUGUUACCUUGCGCCAGCGAUCGGCAACCCCAUCUGGGAGUGUAGUAACGUUACAUGGGCGGUUAGAGAUUCUGUCUCUGACGGGGGCAGCUCUACCGCCACCAGCUCCUCUGGGAGCAGGUGGCUUGACGAUAUUUUUGGCAGGCGGGCGGGGACAGGUGGUAGGAGGGAGUGUGGUGUCGCCAUUGACGGCUUCAGGUCCUGUUCUGUUGAUGGUUGCUUCAUUUGCGAACGCGUUAUAUGAAAGGUUGCCAUUGGAGGAGGAAGAGUCGCCAGUUCCGCUGCAGGUACAGCCGGCAAACUCACAAUCUUCAGGAGUGACCGGUAUUGGGGGGAGCGGCAGCAGUGGUGGAGGUGGUGGUGGUACUGUUCCUUUUUACAACUUGGGUAUGAGCUCGGGAAAUUAUACUUUCCAUAAUGAUCGUGCGUUUGGUUGGGGUGGCAAUUAAUGCAGCUAGCAAGACCUCCAUUCGAGUGAUCUUAAGGUUCUUCUUGUCAGACAAGGUGGAGAGGUAACGAGAAGCAGAUGAAGAUCAUAAGAUCAUCAUGGUGUGCUACUGACACAAUUUUCUGGCCGGGAAAAAAGAAGUGCUGGCUAGGAUGAAAAUGAUUUGAUGUUUCAUCAUGAGUGGGAAAGAAAUGUUUCCGGGGCAUGAUUUGUGGUACAUAUAGGAGUCCGUGAGUACUUUCAUCAGGUAGAUGAAUGAAAGCAUGAUGAUCAGUUGUCAGCUGGAUGGGAAGCAACCCUGAUCAGUCAUGGCAUUGUUUUCUUUCCUUCUUUUCAUGAAUUGUUCGAGAUUUCUCCUUUCUUUCUUUCUUUCUGUCUUCUUCCCCAUGUUUUAUCAAAUUUUUACCUUUUUCCAAUUCAUAUAUGUAUCUCUGAUCCUGAUC
This is a messenger RNA of Juglans regia (Persian walnut), 1491 nucleotides long. RefSeq names its product AT-hook motif nuclear-localized protein 25. The transcript has a single exon. Gene Ontology annotation, cellular component: nucleus. The coding region runs from base 228 to 1049 and encodes 273 amino acids. Gene Ontology annotation, molecular function: DNA-binding transcription factor activity; minor groove of adenine-thymine-rich DNA binding. The record is from RefSeq and is a predicted model, not a curated record. Gene Ontology annotation, biological process: vegetative to reproductive phase transition of meristem. NCBI's taxonomy places the organism in Eukaryota, Viridiplantae, Streptophyta, Magnoliopsida, Fagales, Juglandaceae.